UGUGAGCGAUACACCAAGCAAGUUGGUUCAAGCCCCACCUGAGCAAUCACAUAUAGCUUCUGUCAAAAGUAGUGUCCGGAAUCCGGACUGUUCGAAAAAGAGAAAUUCACAAGUAAAUUCAUUGUAAUGCACCAGGGGUGCGCACUCGUUUUUAUGUUUUGUUUUAUCCCUUGGACGUUUGUGGCAUCAUUAAGAUUUCGCAGCACUGGCAAUUGUACGUUUAUCAAAGAUGUUGCGAUGAAUUUCGUUUGCAAAGGCUCCGUGUCGAAGGAUAUGUUUGCGCUGUAUAAGGACCGCCGGGCCCCCCAGAAUUCCCACUUCAGCAUCUGGGAAGGAUCUGACGACGAGGGCCAGAUCGUCCUAGCCUCGUUUCACGCGUCUCCCCUAGCGGAUCACGCCACCCUCAAGAUAGUGCCAAACCCCAGUUAUCCUGACAGGCACUCAUUUAUAGUAGAGAGUCAGAACCAGUCUCUUGAGCUGCAAUUCGUACCGUCCACUAUUCACUGUUUCGACUUCAGCCUACGCUACCCCAUGGAACUGAGAAGAGAAUGUCUUGGACAGAGCCGGGAAACAAGCGGAGAUGAAGUAGCCAAGCAGCCAAUCCUUCACUACGGCUCCUUUGAUAUCCAGAAAAUCACAGGGGAUACUUCUUCAAGGACGAUAGAACUUAAACGAGUUCUAAUUAUGCUUGCAACAUUCACUAUAAUAUUAUGCCAUUGAAAUUGAGAUAAUAAACAUCGGGGUGUAUAUAAUAUAAA
Messenger RNA from Drosophila ananassae, 758 nucleotides. RefSeq lists its product as uncharacterized. The coding region runs from base 127 to 720 and encodes 197 amino acids. The transcript has a single exon. The record is from RefSeq and is a predicted model, not a curated record. Lineage: Eukaryota; Metazoa; Arthropoda; Insecta; Diptera; Drosophilidae.